This is a messenger RNA of Penicillium concentricum, 711 nucleotides long. RefSeq names its product spliceosome-associated CWC15 family protein. NCBI's taxonomy places the organism in Eukaryota, Fungi, Ascomycota, Eurotiomycetes, Eurotiales, Aspergillaceae. Gene Ontology annotation, molecular function: RNA binding. The coding region runs from base 1 to 711 and encodes 236 amino acids. Gene Ontology annotation, cellular component: catalytic step 2 spliceosome. The transcript has 8 exons. Gene Ontology annotation, biological process: mRNA cis splicing, via spliceosome. The record is from RefSeq and is a predicted model, not a curated record.
AUGACUACAGCCCACAGACCUACUUUUGACCCGGCGCAAGGCAAAGAAGCCCUCCGCGGCCCGGCCUACCACCAGCGACUCCUCCCUGCGCAUAAACACCUGAAAGUCCGCCAACCUGGACAAGGCGGCGCCGCCGACGCAGACCCAUCGCCCCGUGACCUUCGCGCAGAGCUUCUCCAAGCUGAGGCAGCGCACUUUGCCAAGAAGAAUGGCGUUCCCGUCGAACAACCAGCUAUUGCUGAAUCCUCAGCCCCUAAGCGACAAAUUGAAGCUGCGCCACAAGAUGGAAGCGAUGGCGACAUACAGGAAGAAGACCCAGAGGCCAAACGCCGACGCAUAUUGGAGGAGACGCGUGACAUAGAUGCCGAUUCAGACGAGUCAGAAGACAGCAGUGACGAGGAUAGCGACGAGGAAGACGAAGCAGCCGAGUUAAUGCGGGAGCUUGAGAAGAUUAAAAAAGAGCGAUUGGAACAAAAGGAAAAAGAGGAGCGUGAACGGGCAGCCGAAGAAGAAGAGAAGCGUGAGGUUGACAUCGCGCGCGGAAAUCCUCUGCUCAAUUCCCAGGAUUUCAGCAUGAAACGGCGUUGGGAUGACGAUGUUGUGUUCAAGAACCAGGCUCGGGGAACAGAGAACAGAGAUGGCAAGGAAUUCGUCAACGAUCUUCUUCGUUCUGAUUUCCACAAGCGCUUCAUGGGAAAAUACGUGCGUUAG